GACGUCAGAACAACAACGGCUGGAAGAGCAGAUUUUCCCGAGGCUCACAAUUUUGCAAAAUUUGGGCAAAGUCGUUGUGAAAGGACCGUCACAAUCUCAAAGCUAACAGCGUACCCCCCACACACUACACUUCUACAGUAAUAGCUAGCUAGCUGGGUAAUAGAUAUCUGGGAAGUCAAGAAGGAGAGAGAACUAAACCAUCUUAUUCUUCCAUCAAAGAUGCCCAAGUCGAUCCGACGUUCCAAAAGAGGCCUCGGGGGCUCCAAUGCUUCCGAUGCGCGAAGUACAUGGCGGAGGGUAUCUCUGAUUCUCCUUGGAUUAUCUCUGAUUGCCUACAGAUCCACCAAAAAUCCGUUCGAUUCGUCAUGGGGUACUCGUCUGAUGUCCUCCACCAGUCUCUUGCUCACGGAUCUCAUCUACGAGCCCUCGCCUCCUCCACAAUUCAGCCAAGCCAACAUUGCCCGUCCCAUCUGCACCGAACCAACGGGAGGACAGUGCCGCGUAUCCAAUGGUCCCAUUCCACUAUCCUCCUUGACAAACAAUGGCACCAACGACUACUAUACAUGCGAUGGUAGAUGCUCCAAUCAUGCUACCUGCUUCUUUGGCACCUGCAUGUGUCAUCCGGGAUACGAAGGUCCCACUUGUGAAGACAAAAUGCUCAUUGCCAAUCCCUGGUAUACCGCCGAUUGUCCCAAUCUGCGUGAUGAGGUCAACACGUUGAAUGUCAAUGCCACCAAUCUCGGUGGGGUGGAGUUUUGCCACGAAGGACUGGCAGAACACGCCUCGUUGGGAACAGGCUUGAGCUACUGUGCCUAUCUGUGCUACUCCAAUGUGGCCUAUGGGUCGGCCAUUGUCCCACACGCGCUAUGGAAAAAGGCACAAGAAGCCGAAAACAAUCUAUGGGCCAAGAUUUCCCGCGGAAACAAUGAUCGGUACAACGAUCACUUUCAAGGAUUUGCUCAGUACAAGUGCGUGCCACGAGAUCUCGGUCACGUCGUCGAGUUUGGUGCCGGACCGUGGACGCAGAUCCGCGGAUUGUUGAGUCUUCGACCAGAUGUCAAGGUCAAGAGCUACACAGUGUUGGAGCCGGGAGCGGACUUUUACAUUGAAAGUGUUGCCAGCUGCACGUACAAAACUGGAAAACUUUCCAAGCAUCCUGAUACUUCCAAUUUCCAUGAUUUCCCAGUCUUUGUCAAGUCUAGUCUGGGAGAAACGGCCAUGACGACGAACCUUCAGUUUGACACUGUCAUGGUCUCCAAUGUCAUUGAACACGUCCAAAACGCGGUAGAUUUCUUGCACGGAAUUCACAAAAGUUUGAAACCUGGUGGUCUCCUCAUCUUUCAUGAUCGGUACUAUUCGUAUCCCGAGGCAGCCGACAAGGUCUUGGGGAGGAAUGUAUUCCAUCCCAUUCGAUUGACCCAACGAUUCUUUGAUCUUUUCUUGGCUGACUUUGACAUCAUCUUUAACAAUUGUGAAGGUGAAAAGACUAUCCACGGAUGGAAGCGACGAAAUGGUGGCGAACGAGGCUACUACGUCGUUGCUCGCAAAAAGGUACCAGCUACCACCGGCGUCGCCGCAAACUAGCUUUGGGUGAACCCUAUAGCGACUGGUCUUGUGAGGGGUUAGGGUAACGCGAGAUGCCAAGCAGAGCUUGCCUCCGCCCACAGCGGAUGGUUGACGGUGAUGCUGCUUGCGGGUGGCGGUGCAAACAAUCUCAGAUAGCCAAUAGAAAGGGGCACGCGCACUAAAAAGGAACCGCCUUCGUUUCGUUAGUCUACAUCUUUUGAUUGAUAGAAUCCCAUUGCGGUUGUAAACCCUAUUAUUCCGGUACACCAGCUCAGGCAAACAUUCAAGUCUUGCGCUUACU
Seminavis robusta is the source of this 1867-nucleotide messenger RNA. The record is from the annotation of a GenBank genome assembly. Lineage: Eukaryota; Bacillariophyta; Bacillariophyceae; Naviculales; Naviculaceae.